This is a messenger RNA of Cavia porcellus (domestic guinea pig), 2198 nucleotides long. RefSeq names its product RELT like 2 (gene Rell2). The transcript is spliced from 8 exons. Gene Ontology annotation, biological process: positive regulation of cell-substrate adhesion; positive regulation of p38MAPK cascade. Bases 867 to 1778 code for a protein of 303 amino acids. The record is from RefSeq and is a predicted model, not a curated record. Lineage: Eukaryota; Metazoa; Chordata; Mammalia; Rodentia; Caviidae.
GGCCUCUCUGGUUUCUGGGGCGUGAACAACCGGGCUUGGCGCGGAAGGGUGGCUGAGUCCUGGGAUGAGAGGAUCAUUUCUUUCCAGGCGGGGGUCAAGCCCUCGGGAAGCCGAGCCAUCUCGACUAGCCGCUUGCCCCAAGGGGGCGCAGGCCGCGGUCACCCGUCUAGGAAGCUGCAGGGAUCCGGCCACGCUGCCCCUGUCAGGGGCAAAAAGCCAGCUUUCCCUAGCUGGCUGGGAAGACUCCGGGCCAGCCGCUCGCCCGGGGUACCUAAGGGCAGGAGCAAAGCCAGGCUUGUCGCAUAGACCAGUGGAGGCCACCUCCGCCUGACCUCCUGUCCCCCAGGCGGACCCGGACGCAGCGCCACACAUCCCGCCCGCAGGGGGGGCACAGUCACGCGCGCCUCUCACUGGCGCUCACACGCGCGCGGGGUUCGCGCUUUCCUCCCAGCACACCUGCGCUCCGCCCCAUAGUCCUGGGCCAGCGACAGGAGAAGGGAUUUGAAAAUCCAGGACGGCAGCCGAAGCGCCCUCAUCUCCUUCCUCUCCCAGGGCCAGUUAUCCAGAGCCUGCUGCGUCUCCCAACCAGCCCGCAUCCCCCACCAUCCUUCCCUCCCCCCGCCUGCCGCGGCACCGGUAUCCGCAGCCACAGCCGGGAGCCGGUGAGGUGGCGAAAGGAGGAGGGAGAGGAAUCAAGGGAUGAGCACCGGGAGGGCAUCGGGGGCCCUGAGCCGGACUAGGACGCCCCUGGAGCCAGAAUCGGAGCCGGAGCCGGAGCCGGAGCCGGAACCAAAGCACUGGUACCGGGUGGGCCAGCCCCUUAAACCCAGGAGGCGCCCUGGCCCGCGCUCGCCCCCCAGGGCCUCAUGUCGGAACCACAGCCUGUCCUGGAGCCGCCCCAACAUGGGCUGUACAUGCUGUUCCUGCUUGUGCUGGUCUUCUUCCUCAUGGGCCUUGUAGGCUUCAUGAUCUGCCACGUGCUGAAGAAGAAAGGCUACCGCUGUCGCACAUCUAGGGCCUCGGAACCUGACGACGCCCAGUGCCAGCCCCCUGAGGACGAUGACGUGAAUGAGGACACGGUAGAGAGGAUUGUUCGCUGCAUCAUUCAAAAUGAAGCCAAUGCUGAGGCCUUGAAGGAGAUGCUGGGGGACAGUGAAGGAGAAGGGACAGUGCAGCUCUCCAGCGUGGAUGCCACCUCCAGCCUGCAAGAUGGAGUCCCCUCCCAUCAUCACACAGUGCAUCUGGGCUCUUCAGCCCCUUGCAUCCACUGUACCCGCAGCAAGAGACCCCCACUUGUUCGUCAGGGCCGCUCCAAAGAAGGAAAAAGCCGCCCUCGUGCUGGGGAGACCACUGUAUUCUCUGUGGGCAGGUUCCGGGUGACACACAUUGAGAAGCGCUAUGGGCUACAUGAGCAUCGUGAUGGUUCCCCCGUGGAUAGGAGCUCAGGCUCUGGUGGGGGACAGGACCCAAAGGGUGGUCAGGGCUCUGGGGUCAGCCAGUCCAGGGCAGGAAUGCCUGGAAUGGAGAGGCUGCCUCCUGAGGAGCCGCAGCCCCAGGCCCUCACCAGUCCCCCAGUGCAAAAUGGAGGACUCAGGGACACCAACCUUAUCCCUUGUGCACAUGAGGGGAACCCUGGAACCUCUGCAGAGCCAACACUGGGGACCAGAGGGAGGGGCCCAAGCCCAAGGCUGCCCAGUCAAAGGGUCAGUGAACAGCCAAGCAAACUGGACACCUCAGAUCAACAGGCAUCUCCAUCACAGGAAGCAGUGGGUAUAUGAGCCUCUUCCUUCAUUGUACUGAUGGACUACCAGCGGGCAGGCCAGGGGGUGAGUGGACAUGAAGGCCCUCCCCUUCACUGGAUGGCACUGCUCCCCAGUUGAGGGACCAGCUCUACUUCUACCUGGAGUUGCAUGGUCUCGGCCUGGGGGACCACUGGAAAAGUUAUCCACACUCCUGGCCCAUACUCUUUUCCACAUCCCUUACCUGCCAAUAGGCCAUUUGGCCUGCCUUCCCCAACACCUCGUUCCACAUGCUAGAGUGUGGCAGCUGGGACCAGGCCCCUGCCCUUGGUGGGCCCUGAAGCAAUAGCACCUUAGGUAUCCUGCCCUCUUGGCACAAGAGGUCCAGGCCCUGCCUUGGCCUUCGUGCCCUUUAUUCACUGUCAAUAAAUCUGCUCAGAUCAUUACAGCUGUUUUGCA